Pteropus alecto (black flying fox) is the source of this 9178-nucleotide messenger RNA. RefSeq names its product heart development protein with EGF like domains 1 (gene HEG1). Lineage: Eukaryota; Metazoa; Chordata; Mammalia; Chiroptera; Pteropodidae. Gene Ontology annotation, biological process: heart development. Bases 206 to 4132 code for a protein of 1308 amino acids. Gene Ontology annotation, molecular function: calcium ion binding. The transcript is spliced from 17 exons. The record is from RefSeq and is a predicted model, not a curated record.
CUUUACUGAUAUAUCUGCUCGUGGUGUCAUUUUUGGUUUCCUUCUCUUUUCAGAAGCCAGCAAGUUCUCACUGAUCCAUUUUCUGAUUGUUUCAGCUGCUGUAAGGAACCAUUGGUCAGAAAGCAAUACUGAACCCCACAUAGAAAACAUCACCUUUGGUCAGAAUCAAGUGGACUCUUCCACAGUGGCCUCCAAAGAGGAUGUAAUGGUUCAUACCCCAGACAAGAGCCAUACACCUUCCGAUGCUCCAGGAAACUUCACUUCACAAACAGAAACAGCAGAUGCUGGAGGAAGGAACGACCCUUUGAGGAGAAUAAAUGGCACCAUUUUUCCUUUUGGGGCUAAGAUAGCAACAGCUCUGACUUCCCAGAGCAGCACCUUAGCCUUUAGAAGGAGUCGCCUGCCAUCCAGCAGUGCAGAGUCAGAAGGAGGAGGCACCCCUUCUCACACAGAAAGUAGAACGUCCCAGAGUUCCCUGGCAAAGGGGGACAGGCUCCCCGAAGAAGUGACUGCGCACACCCACGUGUCUACUUCUGUUUUGAGCCAGUCCUCUCUUCCUGCUUUGGAGAUGGGAGAAGAGACCACACUCUCCAGGAAGAGAAAUUCCUCAGAGGCGGAGCUCCCCUGGCUGCAUUUCUCUAGGACCUCAGCUUACUCUCCUCCCUCAGAUCAUUCCACAGCUUCUAGAAGCAUAGAGGAGCUAAACAACUCCACCGCUCUCCAAAGCCCCUCGAUCAGAGAGACAAAGAGUGUGCAUGUUGCUACCGUGUUCCCCAGUGGCGUUCCAAGGAGGAUCCAGUCCUUAUCUGUCAGUCUGGGACUGCUAAAUGAGACAGAAAGUUUCCCUGAAGAGUCUGAAAUUACCAUGACUUCGGCACCAGUCCAUUCGCCCUCUGAGGCAGAAUUGAGAACAAACAGUGGCGUAAUCAGGAAUCCAGGGAAUAGGAAUUUCAUGGAGCCAUCCUCAAAAAACGGAUUUGGUCUUACAUCUUCCGAGACCUCAGUAAGAUUUUGGCAAAAUGAUUCCCCAAUCUCAGAAGGACCCCAGCUGGCCAGCAGCUCCGAUGCAGAGAAUGGACACCGCAUGUCUCAGACUGGGACUAUGUCUGGGUCAGUCCCGUCGGUCAGAGAUGGAGCGAGCACUGCGCACUGGUUCUUGACCGAUAGCAAGACAUUCGCAGAUGUGACAGGAACCGCCACUUCCUAUCCUGAAGUUGUGAACUCUUCAGUUUUGACCCAGUUCUCAGCCUCUGCCCCACAGUCUAGAAGAAGUGACACCACACUGGGUGAAAGGAGUUACUCGGAGCCAGCCACCGAGUCUUUGUCCUCGUCUUCCUCAGAAAGCCUAGAGUCCUCAGCACCACUUGGCGAGCGCUCGACCACUGAAGAUAGUCCUGAGCCGGGAGUCAGUGCUGACAUGCAGGAGGGGUCCAAGGGGACAUCCGGAGCCGGUGCUCACAGCCCGCACACUUCAGCUACAUUCACCGGAAACGGAGAACGCACAUUACGCUCCCUCACCAACCGGAGCUCGACUUCUGGGGAUGUGAGGCACUCCGCCCCGGUGCCCAGGGAAACGGGGAGCGUCCCUCCGCAUGGGACUGGUGACGCCCAGCUGGGUUCAAAGUCUCUGGCAGCCUCACCUGCUCUUGGAGUCACUGGAACUAGCUACGAUCAAGUGAGUGGCACAGAUAUUGAACAGAGGACUUCCAGCGACCACAUGGACCACACCUACGUCUCAUCUACCUUCACCAAGGGAGAACGAGCUUUACUGUCCAUCACAGACAACAGUUCCUCCGCAGACAUAAGGGAGAGUUCGACCUCUUCUGUUAAGAUCUCAAACUCUUCGCAAUCAGACCGUUCUUCCUCUUCUCAGGUUCAGACUGAAAGAAGUAACGUCUCAUCCUAUGGCAGGGAAUACGCGCAGCCUUCCACCGAGUCACUGGGUCUGCGUACAGCAACUUCCGUUGGUGACUCAUCUUCUUCUUCAUCAGGGCCCCCUUUGCCCCUGCCCUCAGUGUCACAGUCCCACCAGUUGUUCUCCUCAACCUUACUAUCAACCAGGGCCUCUGCUCAUCCACUGCAGUCCACGCCUGAUGUCCCCACACCUUUGUCUUCCUUGCCACCACCUUUGCCAGCAUCCCUGACAGUCUCUACUCCUGCUUCACUGUCUGUGUCCCAGACAACCCUAUCACCUUCACCUUCUACCCUGGUCCUGCCUAGGGCAAGGGACCCUCCUGUUAUUGUAGCUCGGACGUCGACAGUGGCAUCGUCUGUGACAAUGCUCUCCAGUAGUCAAACAGCAGAUCCUAAGAACCAGAGCAACCCACACCAUGAGAAAAUAGCUACAGAAUCAAAGCCACCAAGCCUGGAGUCUCUGCCCACAGAGGCUAUCGAAGCUGAACCAAGGAGUUCUAUUUCGGGAACCCCUUUGUCCCCUGCUUUAACAGAGUUCUCCACUGAGCAAACCCUUCCAGCCACGAGCACCAGCUUAGCCCAAACGCCUCCAGCUUCAAGAGAUACCACUCUCAAGACCUCUCACCCCCUGGUGCCCACUCUCAGCCCCCCGUCAAGUACUUCAGCUCCGAUGACUGGCCCCACAACAGUGCAGACUAUGGCUAGAAAACAGCUCUUGCCAACCAGUCCUAAAAUUCUAGAGCCACAAGUCUCAACAGAAGGUGCUGUCACCACCAAAAGGAACCAAGUGCAUAUAGAGGAUUCUACCCAGUUGAUCCCCCUGACCACUGUACACACAUCACCAAAAGUACUGACCACAGGGCUUGGCAUUUCAGAAGAGUACAGCCCCGAUUCACAUUUCCUCAGAACAUCUCCUUCUCCCCAAAUCACAGAUGUUUCUACGGCUGAAGUGUUGACUCCCAAACUUACCACCUUCCCUGCUCGGAGCAGCACGCAGUCACCAACGGCAUUAUCCUCUCCAGCCUCAGUGAACAGCUGUGCCACUAACCCCUGUCUUCAUGAUGGGAAAUGCAUUGAGGACCCCACAAGCCAUGGGUAUCGAUGCAUGUGCUCACCUUCCUGGCAAGGGGACGACUGCAGCGUGGAUGUGAAUGAAUGCCUCUCGAACCCCUGCCCACCCCUGGCCAUGUGCAACAAUACUCAGGGAUCCUUUACCUGCAGAUGCCCAGUUGGGUACCAGUUGGAAAAAGGAAUAUGCAAUUUGGUUAGAACCUUCGUGACAGAGUUUAAAUUAAAGAAAACAUUUCUUAAUACCACUAUGGAAAAACAUUCAGACCUACAUGAAGUUGAAAAUGAGAUCACCAAAACAUUAAAUGUGUGUUUUUCAACAUUACCUGGUUAUACCCGAUCCACAGUUCGUGCUUCUAGAGAGACCAGCGCAGUGAUCAUGUCACUGCAAACCACCUUUUCCCUGGCCUCCAAUGUGACGCUGUUUGACCUGGCCGACGGGAUGCAGAAAUGUGUCAACUCCUGCAGGUCCUCUGCUGAGGUCUGCCAGCUCUUGGGAUCUCAGAGGCGGAUCUUUAGAGCGGGCAGCUUAUGUAAGCGGAAGACUCCAGAAUGUGACAAAGAGACCUCCAUCUGCACUGAUCUGGACGGUGUUGCUCUGUGCCAGUGCAAGUCAGGCUACUUUCAGUUCAACAAGAUGGAUCACUCCUGCCGAGCGUGUGAAGAUGGCUAUAGGCUUGAAAAUGAAACCUGUAUGAGUUGCCCAUUUGGCCUUGGUGGUCUCAACUGCGGGAACCCCUAUCAGCUGAUCACUGUGGUGAUUGCAGCAGCAGGAGGUGGGCUUCUGCUUAUACUAGGCACAGCGCUGAUUGUUACCUGUUGCCGGAAGAAUAAAAAUGACAUAAGCAAACUCAUCUUCAAAAGUGGAGAUUUCCAAAUGUCCCCAUACGCCGAAUACCCCAAGAACCCUCGCUCACAAGAAUGGGGCCGAGAAGCUAUUGAAAUGCACGAGAACGGAAGUACCAAAAACCUCCUCCAGAUGACGGAUGUGUAUUACUCGCCCACAAGUGUAAGGAAUCCUGAACUUGAACGAAAUGGACUCUACCCGGCCUACACUGGAUUGCCGGGAUCACGGCAUUCUUGCAUUUUCCCAGGACAGUAUAACCCAUCUUUCAUCAGUGAUGAGAGCAGGAGAAGAGACUACUUUUAAGUGAGAAGAGAGAAGGGCCCAUUGCUCCAAGCUGGGUGGCCCCCGGGACGUCUGUUGCUCAGAGGACUGCACCAGGGGAGCACCGUGCAGGACUUUUGGAGCCACACUGGUGUGGCAGGCAGAAAGUGGGACAGGCGAGAGGGGCGUGACCACAGUGGAAGGGGACAGAUGGCACCUGUGGACGUGGCACUGCAGGCUGCUCGUUUGUUACUGUGAACGUGAUCAUGGGCCAGUACCAGGAGCAUCUCUCUGAGUGACUGCAACUUGGCUGCUGGCUCCAGGGAUGAUGUCAUCGAGGGCAGAUCAUUAGGCACCAUCGCAAGGACCCAGUUUUUCCUUAGUUUGCACUUUAGUAAGUUGGAUCAGGAGGUCUGCUUUUGAAUUUUUUUCAAGACUAUUCCAGAAAGGCCUCUUUUCCUCAGACACGUCUACAGGCCUCCAUUUGGUUAUUAUUUACAGCCAAACACUGGCUUUUUAGUUGUUUUCCUGCCCGGUAUCCAUGUGUUAAACAAUAGAUGAUGGUGAUGAACUUACCACUAAGGUUUGGAGAUGCUGUAGAUUAAUGUACAAUAUUUAAUGUUUCUAGGUCUUCUUGUGCUUCGGUUUCCAAGCCAACCCCCCAAAACGAGGAAUUGAAAUUUGUGAAGCACAGUGCACAACUCCAGUUUGUUUUCUCAGUCAAGGUGACACGUUGAUUUAAGGUUUUUUCCCUUUGCAGUUAAAUCUCACUUUUUAAAAUAUGUCUGGGCAAAACAACCUCCAUUUGGUUUUAGUUUAAGUAUCCAGUUGCCCCGUAGUGAUGUCCAGCAAGCAGCAACGGGCACUUGUGCCUGGCGAAGGCCCCUGGAGCUAGAGUUACAGAGCUGCAAGCAGCAGGGCAUAGCAUGGUGCCAGGGACGCUGACCUUCAUCUUUGAGGCCAGCCGUGCUACAUAUAGAAUAGAAAUGGAAAGAUAAAUGCAGAUUGGGUCCAAGCUGGUAUUUCACCACUAAAAGAAGAGCAGCUGACGUAGUCCCUACAGCUGAAUGUGGUUGGAGGAAUGGGCUGAAUCACAGGCAAGUUCCGUUUCCUGAAACACCAGUUCUUUGGGACGCUGUGUGGAUUCCUGUGGAAGAGUAAGGAGCUGGGAUGGAGCCACAUGUAAGUCUACUUACCUUCUAACGCUGCAUCUUUGCUCGAAUCUCUGAUCUCAUCCACGAACUCGGUGUCAACUUUCAACCAACUGCUCAAGCUAUUUAUUCACUGAAGAAGUAACUUAUUUUCCCUGUUCCAGUAAUUUGUACCUAUUUAUACCACUACAUAGUUCCCUCUAGAAACGCGGUUCUAAUUCAAGUCAGCAUCGGAGAACUUCUGGCCAGGUAGGGAGUUGAAAGUUUGCCUUUGGGAGGAAAAUUCCAUAUGUCUUAUUUAUUAUGGCUAUGACAUGGGUCCUGCAAAGGGGCACAUCCAGUACUCAGUGUCUUUCACUGCUCCUUGUGGAACUAUGAUUAUCCUCAUCACCUGCUUUUGAAACAUCCUAGUUUUGGAUGAAGUGAAGAGACCACAGAGGUCAAAGAAUUGUUCCCACCCUGAAGCUUAGAGCUCGAUGGCACCCACAUUUUUGAAAAUGGGGUAACGUUUGGGGACAAUUCUGUCCUGGGCAUGGUUGUUUCUUCAGAGUUCUCUACUCUCUUCAGAAUGUAUCUAAUCCUUAUUCUUCUGUACUCCUUGUCUCAACAGUUUUAAGUGCAGACUCCUGUGUCCCGUGGUCUCCACAGGUCAUCAGCACCCUGCUGCAGCAGGAACACUAGUCAAGUGUGAGGCCUCUUAGAGUUAAGUUGCACUCAUCUCAUGACGUAGAUUUUAAAAGAAUUCUGUUUUUGUCAAUGGAUGCCCAUUUAAAAUUUCAGAGUGUCACCUUUUUGAAAUCUCGGGUCUUGCAUCUCUCUGUUGAACCCAACAGCCCUUUUUGCCUCGUGGCCUCACAUCUAACUGGAGAGUUCUGAGCUCCUGCACUCAGCUCACCUGAGCCAUCAGACUUGAUCCCUCCUGAGGUAGCCUAGCUUCCCGGCUCUCCAUCGGAUUUUUGCCCAUCCCCAGAACCCAGAGCCAUGGUGGGGGGUUUACUCCUAGGUAUACACAUCGGCCACCUUCAGCUGACAUCACAGUUGGCAAAUCAUCUCCUAUAUCUGGGCCAGAAGCUCUAAGCUCCACAAAAUGAAGUGUUCUCUCUCAAAAGCAUUCUUGAGAAGAAUCCCAAAGUCCAGGAAGGAAUGUCCUGUGAGUUCCAAGAAUGCUUUCCUGUGAAUGGGUUUUGUGCAUAUGAAGUGGAUUAAGAAUAUUGUUUUUCUUUACUGUGAAAAAAGCAAGCACUCUGCAAUUUCUAGGAGGCAUGUGGAGGUGGGGAAAGUGCAUCUCAAGAGCAUGAAAGUCUUAAGAAGGCAUGAAAACAGUGUGACUUUUAGCCAGCACCAUCUGCCCACCCUGGGUGAGGAAGGGAGAGGCUGGCUUCCCUCCUUCUUGGGGAUGGGACCUCCAGAGGGAACACCUGAUAGGGCAGCGGCAGCCUCUGGUCUGAAAGGGCCGACUGGAUGCACCCCUGGUAGCAGAAGCUCUUAGCUCUGGGGCAGGUGCUCACUGUCAACCCCCACACCUGGAGUGUGUAAUUCAUGCACACAGAAAUGCUGUGGUCCUGUGUCGGGCUCCACAGCUGCGGGGAGGUGGGAGGAAGGGAAAUGUGACACUUAACUGCCCAUGAGAUGCUUAAACUUCUGUAGGGAACAGUGGGGCCGAAGGAAACUACCUGUCCCACAGCAAGGUGAUUCUCAGAGUGGGGCGCUGCUUGCCUGCUGGCCCCCCAGCAUCUGUGGGUUUUGUUUAAGCUCUUAUAAGGUCUUAUUUCUCCUGUCUUUUCCUCUUUGCCCCGUGAGCCAGCCCAGGGUGUUAGAGAUGAAAUGGAAGCCUGAAUAGUUAAAACUAGCAUCCCUGGUGUUCCCACCAUGGCCAGGCUCUGAGCAAGGUACUUGGCCUCACCACACCCUUAUGAGGUGGGCAUGAGAAUGCCCAUUUUUUGCAUAGAUCUAGGAACCUUCAAAGAAGAGAAAUAUGUUGCCUCGGAGAGCGUGGAUUCAAACUCUUCUGCUAGGCUUAAUCUCCCCACUGUACCUCCCUGCCUCACCUUCCUGGCAAUACUUCAUCAUCCAGUGCACUUUACAUGUCAAAGAGAACAUGAGAAUGAGCUUAAAGUUUUAAGAUUAAAAAAAAAAAAAAACCCUUAAUAUGAUUAAGCAGUAACUAAAGUACAAAAAACGUUGAAUCCCCUUUUAAAAAAAGUCUUUUUGGGUUUGUCGUUACAUAUAUUUCUUGGGCACUUGUGGUCACCAUUAAGAAAAUAGUGUCUGGCUCGUGCUUAGCAAGAAGCAUAUUGGUACGUGACUUAGGAUGUAGGAAGUGUAAGGUGAUGACCUGGGGUUUUGACAAACACAACUAUUUGAGGGCCACUUCGCUUUUUUCCUCAUAAUAUAUAAUAAGGCCAUGGCUCCCACAUAUUGGAAGCAUAUUUUUGUGAGUGUUCUCAAAGAUGGAAACAUUUUCAGUUGAAUGUCUUAAAUGCUGACAAAUCUUCCUCCUUUGACAAAAGUUUAUUUUCAGAAGCAGCUAAGUCAUUUAGAGCCAAAAUUGCUGAGUGGAUAGAGUAAUCAAGCUGACGGAUAGCAUUUGAAGUCAAAACCUAAGAUGUGAUUAUUAAGUUCUUGAAGAGAUAACUGUUAAAGUAGGCCUAAAAGGGAGGGCAGCAUCUUUGCAAGACAAGACUGGAUAGCUGCCCAAGAAAACGUCUUUGAAGGAUGAUAUUUAUUCAGAUGUUAAAGUUCCAGAGAAGACACAGCAGGGCCAUCCCUAGCAUAUGGCCUUUGGGGGCCUCUAUUAAGCCAUAUUGCCCACUGGUGAAGUGCCUGGGUACCCUGUAGCCCUUGAACUUUGCCCAGAGAAGCUAGAAUUGUAUAUAGUCCAGUUGCUCCUGGCUUCCUUUAACCUAACACACCCAGAACUUGGGUUUGACCCAGAGUUCUAAAAUCCUUACACUGAUUUCAAAAGUAGAGCACUUCUUUGGAGAGAGGGAGAAUUUCAGCAUUUCACAUCUUAUUUUAAACUACCCUUAAUACCAGAGAUAUUUUUUCUAUAUGAAAACUUUUGUGGGAUUAGAAAGGGAUAUUCUAUUUCCUUCUUUUUGACAGAGCAUCAUUUUGGGGUUCUUAUAUGCAUUUUGGGAAACAUGGUUUUGUAGAUUUGGUGUUUGAGUACAGUAUGUGUUCUUUUUUCUUUCCCUUUUCAUGAAUCCCCAUAAAAGGAAACUGGUUAAAAUACUAGGAACAUGAAAGAAUUAAAUUUCAGUUAAUUUGUUGUGCGAAAGUAUCUUUUCAGUAGUGUUAUAAUCCAUCUUAUUUAAUGUAAACUGCUCACAGGAAAACCUGUGAAAUCAGAGGGGACAAUGUAGGUCUGAAAAGAGGCAGCUCUUAGCUGGCUCUGUCCCCUUGCCAUUUUUAAAGAGGACAUAUUAGAUUCUGGUUUUAUCAUUGUUUUUUGAACACACCUAAUGCACUUCAGGUGCAGAGUCAUUGAAUAGGAAGGUUGGGACCACCCAGGGAUGGGAUGGGAUCGGUCUACCUGGGAAACUAACCCAACUCACUUAUCGUUAUGUAUUACUUUGGCCUGUUUCUUUUUUUAAAAAAAAAGAUCUUUCAUCAUAGGUUGCUGUGAGUUUUCUUAAUGUUUAUGUUGCUGGAUUUAUGGUUAAAUGGAGCAUGUAGCUGGAAUAUGGACUUUUUGAGUUUUCAUGUCCUGGAUUUCUCUUUGCAAACCUUUAAACCUUAGCCCCUGAUUGAUUGUGUUAAACCCAUUAUGAGAAUGUUAUUUAAAGUUGUAUUAUAAUUGCAAUCUACACUAAUUAUUCAGUACUGUAGCAGCAAAGUAUUAUUUGUAAGAAUUUGGUUAUUUUUAUACUUAUAUCCACUAUAAGUCUGGCGUUCUAGUCAGUAAAAUGAUGCAAUAAAAUAAAUAUCAUUUUCA